Myxocyprinus asiaticus (Chinese sucker) is the source of this 6762-nucleotide messenger RNA. RefSeq names its product mitochondrial coenzyme A transporter SLC25A42-like. Gene Ontology annotation, cellular component: mitochondrial inner membrane. The record is from RefSeq and is a predicted model, not a curated record. NCBI's taxonomy places the organism in Eukaryota, Metazoa, Chordata, Actinopteri, Cypriniformes, Catostomidae. The transcript is spliced from 9 exons. The coding region runs from base 979 to 1974 and encodes 331 amino acids. Gene Ontology annotation, biological process: transmembrane transport.
AGAUCAAUAUUUAAGUCCUUUUUUACUAUAAAUGUCCACUUUCACAUUAUUCUUUUGUUUUUGGCAAUUCACUUUCUUCAUCCACAUCGCCACCUGCUGGUCAGGGAGGAGAAUUCAUAGUAAAAAAAGGACUUAAAUAUUGAUGUUUCUCACCCACACCUAUCAUAUCACUUCUGAGGAUAUGGAUUUAACCCACUGGAGCCUUAUGGAUGACUUUUAUGCUGCCUUUAUGUGCUUUUUGGAGCUUCAAAGUUCUGUCCACCAUUCACUUGCAUUGAAUGGACAAACAGAGUUGAGAUAUUUUUGUAAAAUAGUUCUAUGUGUUCAGCAGAAGAAAGAAAGGCAUACACAUCUGGCAUGGCAUGAAGGUGAGUAAAUGAUAAGGUAAUUUUCAUUUUUGGGUGAACUGUCCCUUUAAAUGUGCACAUCGUAUGGUGUCAUUAGGGGCGGAGUCCCCUUUAAGAUUGAAAUAAUAUUGUCCCUGCUCCAAAGUAUUUGAAAAAAACUAUCUUACUAUGAUAAAACGGGUCCAAAAAAAUGGUACAGUCAUAGUAUUUUACACUUCAACAUAACCCCACCCUCUCUACGGUUUACUCCCUUUGACGCCCCUCGCGCGAGCCUAUCCACGACACGGUUGCGCCUGUGCUGGACUACAAACCCCAUAAUGUACUUCGACUCGCCCUUCAACGCCCGCGUGCGCGUUUGACAGCAGUCGCGAGACAGCGUGAAAUGUGCAAGUUUACCAGCUCAGAGUCACAGCAGCAGACGUGAAAGUGACAUGAAACGUGUUUAAAAAUCGCUCCUGCAAAAUGAAGCCCUGCAGUCGCUGGUGCAGUUUGAUUUGAGCGGGGUUUUGUGUGGAAGUGGAUAGUGACCGACUCCUGUUUAUUAGAGACCUACAACAGGUGCGGUCGGAGAAUCAGGUGUGAGAGUUUGCGUGUCCCACCAGCGAGCCCCGCUGCGUGCUGGCGUGUAUGAAUGGAUCAGGUUGGCAUGGGUAAUGCUGUUCAGGAACGCCAGGGGGCGCUCACACAGGGCGAAGUGCUGCCACGCCCCUCCUCCAGCCAAUCAGAGGGCUUUAAACAGGGCCGUUCGGUGUUGAAAUCUCUGCUCUCGGGGGCGUUUGCAGGUGCCGUGGCUAAAACAGCUGUUGCCCCUCUGGACCGAACCAAAAUCAUCUUCCAAGUGUCGUCGAAUAGAUUCUCUGCUAAGGAGGCGUACAGGUUAAUUCACCACACGUAUCUUAAGGAUGGAUUCUUCAGUCUGUGGAGGGGAAACUCGGCCACUAUGGUUCGUGUGAUUCCAUACGCUGCCAUCCAGUUCUGCGCACAUGAACAGUACAAGAGGAUUCUGGGAAAUUAUUACGGCAUCCAGGGCAAAGCUCUGCCUCCUGUGCCAAGACUGCUGGCUGGUUCAUUGGCAGGCACUACAGCUGCCAUGCUCACAUACCCACUGGACAUGGUCCGUGCACGCAUGGCCGUCACGGCCAAAGAGAUGUACAGUAACAUCCUGCAUGUGUUUGUGCGUAUCUCUCGUGAGGAGGGACUGAAGACCAUCUAUAGGGGAUUCACUCCUACUAUACUGGGCGUCAUACCGUAUGCUGGGCUCAGUUUCUUCACCUACGAGACCCUAAAGAAACUCCAUGCAGAACGAACGGGCCGCCUACAGCCGUACUCGUACGAGCGUCUGGCGUUUGGAGCGUGUGCGGGGCUGAUCGGUCAGUCUGCCUCCUACCCGCUGGACGUGGUCCGCAGACGCAUGCAGACAGCGGGUGUCACCGGCCACACCUACAGCACCAUCGGCGGCACCAUGUGGGAGAUCGUAGCAGAGGAGGGCGUCAUCCGCGGCCUCUACAAGGGCCUGAGUAUGAACUGGGUCAAAGGUCCAAUAGCAGUUGGUAUCAGCUUCAUGACCUUUGACGUAACACAGAUCCUCUUGGGCAAAUUUCAGCAGUUGGGUAAUAAUGCACGGUAGGCUGCAGGGGGCAGCAGAGAGACAAGAAGACGGAAUUACAUCCGUAAUGAAGAAUUUGCUGUGAUGCAAGUGUUUCAUUGUAGCAUCAAGGCAUCAGAUGGCUUUCAUGAGUGACAACGUAGAGCCUGUGCUGCAAGAAAAUGAAAAGAGAUGUUUACUUUUUAGCCUGGAGCAUAUGUUGCCAAUGAAGAGUAGUGGAAGUGUGGCAUCUUUCACACGCAAAUGCAGAACCCUAAUAGUUUGAACAAUGUGUGCUGGAUUAUGAUAUGAACGGUUUAGAUUUUGAUUUUCUGAUGAAAAAGUGUGUUUGAUACAGAGACACUGAAUGGAUGUCCAGCAUCUACUGCCGUCACAGACCUUACGUGCUGUAUGUGCAAUAUUUACUGUCCUACAUGUCUUUCUGGACACGCAUGGUAUGCGGUGCUUACAGUAUUUUCCUUUAUACCGAAAUACAGUAUCUCAGCGUAUCAAAUGAAAAACUGGCUUCAUCUACGGUACUGCUUGUGGUUUCACACAAGUAAAAAAAAUUUAUCUGUCAUCAUUUACUCAUCCUCAUGUCUUUCCAAACCUGUUACUUUUUUCCGCUGUAGACAACAAAAGAUGUUGUUUAGCAACAAUGUUUCUGCAAAGGUUUCAUUUGAAAAUGCAUUAAUUACGCUACAUUUACACCUCUCAUCCAUGCUGGAAUGACAUUUUCCUCCACCGAAAACAGAGACUUCUCCGUUACUGCAAACUUUGGAAAACGAUGACGUUAGGAAACUGAAACGAAGGCUUCCAACUUAAACACAUUAGUGAGGACAUGGCUUAAAUAUGGCAAACAAGCCAAAAAAAUAAAUAAAAUCCAGAUGACUUGUGCGCUGUAUUCCUAGUACUUGGUGAUAUGGCUACAAAAAUAAUAUCUCAAUAUUUUUCAGCCGAUUGACGCUAUUCGAUACAUUUCUCAAUAAUUAUGUAUUUGCUCUUACAUGGCUCAAAAGUUAUAUGUAUUUUUUUUUUUAAAUAAGAGGAACCAUCAUUUCAUCCAAACAGCCAUUGUAGCCAAAAAUAUUUAAUAUUUUAAAGGCAUUAAAUAAAAAUCGAUUUAUAAUUAUUUAAAGCAUUAUUUACCUUUAUGCAUUUUUAAUAAAACAUUUUUUUUUUAUUAUGCAUAUUGCAUAAUACAAACUUAUUACUGUGGGACCCAGUUAAGUUUAUUAAUAUAAUAUAAUAUGUAAUUAUCUUUAUUAUUUUGAGGAUUAGAUUUGAUAUAAAAGGAAUAUAUUUCCGUCCAAUUUACUUCAUCUGGAGCUUUUAUUUUGACACUGAAAGUGCAGUGUUUAUUUAAAAGUUUGCAAUGUUCCUCAUCUGGUGAUACGCUGUCUUCUCCUUUUCUGUUAUACUAUGCCUCAUUUGUAGAUAUGUAUAAUAACUUUGCACGAGUGCUUAAACCUGCAGUACUUUUCUUUCACAAUGUACGUGAACUGUUCUAAAAGCGCUGAAAGCACCAUGAGCCCUGCGCAUGCACAGAUCAGCGUUUAUUCUGAAGCAAACACAAAACAUGUUGAUCUGUCUUUAAUCGCAGCGCAUAUGAUGGUAUCGACAUUUUGAUGUUAUUUUGAUUCAUUGUGCAGCCCUAAAGGAUCAUGAAAUUAGUCUUCUGAUGCGCUCUUUAUGAAACUAAAUGGCCAAAUAAAAAGCGCAUUAAAAUCAGCAAAAUCAUUGCCAUUAUAUCAUGAAUAUUUGAUAUGUCACCCACUCCUAAUUCCAAGUCUUCUGAAGCCAUACGAUAGCUUUGUGAGGGGGAACAGACAUUUUCUCACUCCCUAAAUUUCUCAUUUGCGUUAUUUUUAUUCUCAAUCUGCUUUGAGAAAACGUGUCGCCCCAGGUUUGAUAUCAGUGAUACAGAAUGCUAUUGGUAACUGACUGCAACGUGCCAAGUUUGAAUAUGCAGGAGUGCAAAUGAGAUUUGAGAGCUCUGGCAGAGAGGUGGAGUUUCUGUGAAGAAUGACUAAGCUAUCGUAUGACUUCAGAAGACUUAGAAUAGAGUGCAUGAGUCAUAUGGAUUACAUUCAUGCAGAUUUUCUUAUGGUGUUUUUGUCCUUUUUGGAGCUUGUCACCCUCAGUCCCCAUUCACUUUCAUUAUAUUGAAUAGAGAGUCAUGAACAUACUGUUAAACAUAAAACUAAUCGCAGUCAUACAGGAACAACAUGAGGGUGAGUAAAUGAUGACAAAUGUUCAUUUUUUGGGUGAAAUAACCCUGUUAACCUUUUACCCUUUAGUGACUCAGAACCAAAGAAAGGUCAGCUGACCCAUGACAGUGGAGUAAAGUGAUCUCUAUAUAUUUAGAGAGAUGUUUAGAGACAUACAGCAGAGUUGUGUGUGUGUGUGUGUGUGUGUGUGUGUGUGUGUUUAUGAUGUUUUGAGUGUCUGAUCUGUCUGUUGCCUCUGUCUUUAAACUUUGCACUUGCUGUAUAUGUUGUCGUGCAUAACGCUGACUGACUUAAUGAGAGUGUUUGUCUUCAGCUUCAGUGUUUUACUGUCUGUGAUGCGUGUUUAGCGUCUCGCACAUCAUGUUUGGACUCCCAAGUGCCUGAAAAGAGAGCGAGAACACAACAGCUACUACAACUAAACAUAUAAACCAACUUGUUCUCAUGACUGUUGCAACAUUUUUGCAAAAACGAAAUGACACGUUUGGCUGCAGUUUCCCUGUGAAAUGUCCAGUGGGGGGCGCCAAAAGCGAGUGAUCUUGAUGGUUUUAAUGAGUAAAACGUACCCCCCUAAAACAGAUAUGAGAGUUACACAAAGCAGACAUCCGACCCUAAAACAACACCUAAACAUAACCGAUAGUGUCCGAAAACAAAAUGAGCAAUUAAAUAAUUUUGUGUUGCUUCUAUGACACUUUCGCCUCACGUGUCAGCUAGCGUGUUUGGCUGGGCUCAAACUACAGUGUUUUGAGUACUAAAUGCAGCACUCUAUCAGGCGAGCUACCACAGAAGAAAAUUAUAGUAAAUAAUGUGUUAUAGUAAAAGUGUUUCUAUAUCAUAACAUAGCAUUUUGUGACUAAUAGAGUGAAAAAUACACGUUAAUAAAGUUGUACUCGUGAUUUGCGUGAAAGUGAAUAAAAUGCACAGCUGUUGUUGCGCCUCUAGAGUUUAUUUCACCAGGAAACUGCAGCGAAACGUAGAAUGCGGCACGUAAAAGUACGUUUGUAAGUUCAUUCUAUGAGACUAGGUUGCUAUAAACAUAUCUACAUCAUCUCUACAUGAAUUUAAGUGUUACUAACACUUGAAACGGUCAAAAUUGUGUACACAAAUACAAAAAGUAUUACGGCGUCAAAUGUGCACAUUAGGUUGUGUUCAAGAAUUUACUGAAUUUGGAGAUUUGAAAUUAUACAUUUACAUUAGCUUUUUUUAAUUUUAAUCUAUUUUUUGUUCAUGCUCAUAUACAAAGUUUUUAUUCUAUUUAUGAGGAUACAAUUUCUGUUUUAGUCACACUCAAAAUAAUAAAAAUAAAAUAAUAUUUUUUUCAACAAAAUCCAUCAAAUUUAAUUGAGUAUUGUUUAAGAAAAUAAAAAUAAAUUUAUUUUAAUAUGUAAUUUAAUUUAGUUAAUUACACUGUUCAAUUUGGUGGAAUUUUUUUUAAUGAAAUUGAAAUGCAUAAAUCUUAAAAGUUGGCAUAUAUAUAUAUAUAUAUAUAUAUAUAUACACAUUUUUUUUUUUUGUUUUUUUUUGUUUUUAGUGCAAUUUAAUCACAUAGAAACACAAUACUGAUUCCAGAUGCCACUUCUCUUAGCAGAAAUGUUAAAUUAUGUGAAAUAUGUACUAAGGAGCUGCACAACGGCGAUGUGUGGAGAUUAUUAUGUUGAAUUUCAUGAAAAUUUAACGUCAAGAAAAUGUCCAGGUGAUAUUUACACCAAAAUCAAAAGAAAUAAUAAUAACAACAAUAAUAAUAAUAAUAAUAAAAAAUGAAGCCUGCUUUUAGGACCAUUAAGGUUUUUGCAUUGUCAUUAUUUUUAUAAUUAAAAAAUACACCAAUUCUUAGUAGUAUAGCUAAAGAAAAAAAAUCUAAUAUAAUCCAAAAUAAUGAUAAUGAUAUAAAUUAAUCUGUGAAGUAAAAUUGCAAGUAUACAUCAUGGUAGUAUUUGAUGUACUGAAUUUAAUUUAUCCUUAUUUAUAUGCUAAAAAUGGUCUUGACAUGAUCAUUUUCAUUACUGUACUGCAGUAUUUGGAAUGGCAUUUUCUGGCAUUAUGAGAAACUGAGUGUGAAACAUGCUUAAUUGUCAUGAAACUAUGGAAAUUCACCCGUCAGCUCUUGCUAAAAUCACGACCCUUCAUAGACCUACUAACCAGACAAUCACAGAACACUAAAGCACAAAGACUCUAAUCCAUGUCUUGGCAAAUAAAUGGCAUUAUGUGCAAUUUAUGAUAGAUAAACAUCCCAAGUGACCUUUCAAAAUACUGAUACAGGGAUUAAUUAUCAUGACACAACAUAAUCAGAUGUGAUGUGAGAUUUGACUGAAAUGAAGUCUACACUGGCAAACGUAUUUGAUCUACAGGUACGUUUGUUCAUUUGGAAGUAUAGAAUUGCAACACAGUGAAUGUGGAACUCCAUUUCUGGAAUCUGACAGUUUUUCCGGAUUGCUGAAUUCAUGCAUAUUUUAAUGUAAAGGUUUGUUUCUGGAUCAGGAGGUGUACUGAACGUGUCUAAUGUACUCUCACUAAAAUAACUUGUUUUCAAGCAUUUAAGACUGUUUUUGUAAAUUGCAAGGAUUUGUGCCAAAUGAAUGUAUAUUAAACUAAUGAUAUUGUA